AUGAACCCGGAUAUGUCAGGGAUGGACGUCUUGGGUUUGCCCGCAAACCCAGGCUCUCAAUUGACAGCGUCUCACCACGCCCACCCCUACUCGAUCUCCUCCGCGUCUUCUUCCUCCUCCUCCGUCUUCUCCCUCGACUGCAACUCCGUCUCCUCGACCUCCACCGUUGAUGCGUGGGACAAUGAAGGAAACAGUCAAAGGAGUGCCGGAGGCUGCUCCCGGUCUUACAAAGGAUCUGCUCGGAAAGAUGGUGUAGUGCCGCCCGAGUUGCGUACGCAUCCUCGGCGCACUAACGGUUAUGCCUCUAGCGCUCCCAGUGCGCGGCCUCCGCCUUGUCUGCUUCGGCAAUCGGAGCGGAAAGUCAACUUUGUCGAUAAUCUCGUCGAUACCGCGUCACAGAUCGUUGAGACUAUCUGGCCUCUGUCCGCCGCAGCAUCCCGCAGUGAUGCCGCGACUGGAGCCAAAGGCGUUCUUCCCCUCCGCAUCUUCAUUCAAGAAACACUCCGACGCUCGCGUACCAGCUAUAGUACCCUGCAGGUGGCUUUGUAUUAUUUGAUUAAGAUUAAGCCCCAUGUGCCCACUGACGACUUUACCAAGGAACAGCCUCGGGAUCAGUCCAUGCUGCGGGCUAUGCAGUGUGGCCGUCGUAUGUUCCUGGCAGCGCUGAUUCUCGCUUCCAAGUAUCUGCAGGACCGCAACUACUCCGCUCGUGCCUGGAGCAAGAUUUCUGGUCUCAACACCCUUGAGAUCAACCAGAAUGAGCUGAUGUUCCUUAAGGCCGUCGGAUGGCGCCUGCAUAUCGACGAAGCAACAUUCCAGCGUUGGACCGAUCUGGUCUUGAAGUUGACUCCUGGUGCCGGUGGUUCCCCGGUGACUGAAGGUCAGUGUUGGCAGACGGUCCUUCCCAGACUCACUCCUGAACUGGACUCUGUAGAGUCAGAGCCUAUGACCCCAGUCCCUGCGAUGGGGAUGGAUCUCGGAUUGUCCGAGUCUCCCUCGCCUCGCAGUGUGCCGACCGAGUCUCUCUCUCGCGAGCGGACCUCCUGCCCACGGGGUCUUCCCCGAACACUGGAGCCGACUCCGUGCAUGGAGCUCCCGAGCCUGGCUCUACCCGGAAUGCCUCGUCCUUCCAUGCUUCCUACACCUCAGAUGACCCCUCAAUCCCAGGUGGCCGCCACUCCCGCUGCGAGUGCGGCUGCUUACUCCUGUCGCUCAGCUCUCAGUUCGGCUAUGUACCAGGUGCAGAAUGCGUGCAUGGCGCGAUCGACUCUCGAUCAGCGCCCCCCUCUGUCAUACUGCCCUCGGUCUCAGUCGUUCGAUGGCUACCCGGCUACGGGUCGUCGGUCAUCUUUGGCUCGCUCGACCUCUUCGGCUUCAUCUCCCGAGUCUAUGGUGUCGGAUGUGUCAACUCUGUCGUCCCGCUCAUCGCGGUCGUCGUCGGUCUCGUCCAAUGCCUCGGGAACUGGCGUUACUGCAUCCGCUCGUCUGGCCGUCAGAGCCACCUUGCGCUGCACCAUGCAGGAGUCCCGGAAGACCUUGGCUAUCGCCUCUCCCAUCGAAGAGACUUCUCGAGUCGGUGUCUACAGCUCUCCUGAGUACCCCAGUUCGAUGGGUUCCUCGGUCCCAGAUCUGUCUGCAUUCACCCUGGAUUCCAGUCUGAAUGAAGCCGCUCAGAGUCUCUGCGAACUUUCCGGUGCUAUGCCAGAGCGGCGCCAGUGCCGGAAACGUGGACGCACUGGAUCUGAUGAUCUCCUUCAGAACCAUGUGCGCCAUUUGAUGAACCUCGGUGCCUCCGGUGAAAACACCGUGUUGCCUGAUGGUCAGCUACCGCACUCGUUCAUGAUGCAACAUGAGAAUAAUUCUAUCUCCCAGCGAACUGGCCCCGUCUCAGGGCCAGUCGGCAUGAAACGUGCCUGCUGCGGCAGUGAAGCACGCAAGGUCGCUAUGAACCCGACUCUUCGCGUUGCUGAGUUCUUGAAUUGA
This is a messenger RNA of Penicillium antarcticum, 1983 nucleotides long. Its product is annotated as putative G1/S-specific cyclin Pcl5. The transcript has 2 exons. The coding region runs from base 1 to 1983 and encodes 660 amino acids. Gene Ontology annotation, cellular component: nucleus; cyclin-dependent protein kinase holoenzyme complex. The record is from RefSeq and is a predicted model, not a curated record. Gene Ontology annotation, biological process: regulation of cyclin-dependent protein serine/threonine kinase activity. Gene Ontology annotation, molecular function: cyclin-dependent protein serine/threonine kinase regulator activity; protein kinase binding. Lineage: Eukaryota; Fungi; Ascomycota; Eurotiomycetes; Eurotiales; Aspergillaceae.